UGCGUAAUCGGCGAGCGCGGCCACCGUCGCAGAGUGAUAACGUUGAGCCCGGGGUCCCGGCUGUCAGUCACUGCGCGGCCAGGCAGGGGCCGAGGGGCCCGCGGGGCUGGCGCCGCCAUGGCGGCCGUGUUUGACCUGGAUCUGGAGACGGAGGAAGACAGCGAGGGCGAGGGCGAGCCAGAGCUCCCUGCGGACGUGCGUCCCCUUGCUGAGUUGAGGGCGGCUGGCCUGGAGCCUGUGGGACACUAUGAGGAGGUGGAGCUGACUGAGACCAGUGUGAACCCUGGCCCGGAGCACAUCGGGCCCCACUGCUUUGAGCUGCUGCGAGUGCUGGGCAAGGGGGGCUAUGGCAAGGUGUUCCAGGUGCGAAAGGUGCAAGGCUCCAACUUGGGCAAAAUAUACGCCAUGAAAGUCCUGAGGAAGGCCAAAAUUGUGCGCAAUGCCAAGGACACGGCACACACUCGGGCUGAGAGAAACAUUCUGGAGUCAGUGAAGCACCCCUUCAUUGUGGAACUGGCCUAUGCCUUCCAGACCGGCGGCAAACUCUACCUCAUCCUUGAGUGCCUCAGUGGCGGGGAGCUCUUCACGCACUUGGAGCGAGAGGGCAUCUUCCUGGAAGACACAGCCUGCUUCUACCUGGGAGAGAUCACGCUGGCCCUGGGCCACCUCCACUCCCAAGGCAUCAUCUACCGGGACCUCAAACCCGAGAACAUCAUGCUCAACAGCCAGGGCCACAUCAAACUGACAGACUUUGGACUCUGCAAGGAAUCAAUUCAUGAGGGCGCCGUCACCCACACCUUCUGUGGCACCAUCGAGUACAUGGCCCCUGAGAUUCUGGUGCGCAGCGGCCACAACCGGGCGGUGGACUGGUGGAGCCUGGGGGCCCUGAUGUACGACAUGCUCACUGGAUCGCCACCCUUCACCGCAGAGAACCGGAAGAAAACCAUGGACAAGAUCAUCAAAGGGAAGCUGGCACUGCCCCCCUACCUCACCCCGGACGCCCGGGACCUCGUCAAAAAGUUUCUGAAGCGGAAUCCCAGCCAGCGGAUUGGGGGUGGCCCAGGGGACGCUGCCGAUGUGCAGAGGCACCCCUUCUUCCGGCACAUUAAUUGGGACGAUCUCCUGGCCCGCCGCGUGGACCCCCCUUUCAGGCCCUGCUUGCAGUCAGAGGAGGACGUGAGCCAGUUUGAUGCCCGCUUCACGCGGCAGACGCCAGUGGACAGCCCGGACGACACGGCCCUCAGUGAGAGCGCCAGCCAGGCCUUCCUGGGCUUCACAUACGUGGCGCCCUCCGUCCUGGACAGCGUCAAGGAGGGCUUCUCCUUCCAGCCCAAGCUGCGCUCCCCCCGGCGCCUCAACAGCAGCCCCCGGACGCCGGUCAGCCCCCUGAAGUUCUCACCCUUUGAGGGCUUCCGGCCCAGCCCCGGACCACCAGAGCCCAUGGAGCCCCCUCUGCCUCCUCUCGUGCCCCCGCCGCCGCCACCCUCGAGCACAGUCCCCCUCCCCAUCCAACCUCCCUCAGGGACCAAGAAGUCCAAGAGGGGCCGUGGGCGCCCCGGGCGCUAGGAGGACGGGCCAAGACAAGGACAGCCGUCGGGACUCCUCCCUGCAGGCCGCGAGGGCUGCGGGGCGUGCGGGUGCCUCGGGGCGCGGGAGCGAGAGCAUGUGAGCGCGCGUGUCUGCCUUGGGAGCGGCUGCGCCCCUGAAUCG
Molecule: messenger RNA, 1710 nt
Organism: Pteronotus mesoamericanus
Lineage: Eukaryota; Metazoa; Chordata; Mammalia; Chiroptera; Mormoopidae
Gene: RPS6KB2
Product: ribosomal protein S6 kinase B2
Exons: 15
Coding region: 118-1566 (482 amino acids)
Biological process (GO): peptidyl-serine phosphorylation; signal transduction
Molecular function (GO): ATP binding; protein serine/threonine kinase activity
Source: RefSeq, a predicted model, not a curated record